CUAUAGUUUCCGCUUUCCUUUUCAAUCCAGCGCAGCGAAAGAAGGUUUUCUCAAGGGGUCAAUUUGUAUGUAAGAGAGAGAAAUAAGAGUUUCUGGUGAUAGAAUUUCUAAUUUUCUCUCUCUAAACUUAACAUCUUCGGAAGCCAUGGGAAUCUGGGAUGCUUUUCUUAAUUGGCUUAGAAGCCUCUUUUUCAAGCAGGAAAUGGAGCUUUCUUUGAUAGGACUUCAGAAUGCAGGAAAGACUUCUCUUGUAAACGUUGUGGCCACUGGAGGAUAUAGUGAAGAUAUGAUCCCUACUGUUGGAUUCAAUAUGAAGAAGGUAACCAAAGGGAAUGUUACAAUAAAGUUGUGGGAUCUUGGAGGUCAACCAAGGUUCCGCAGUAUGUGGGAGAGAUACUGCCGUGCUGUCUCUGCUAUAGUUUACGUUGUUGAUGCUGCUGAUCAUGAUAAUAUAAGCAUCUCAAGAAGUGAACUUCAUGAUCUGCUUAGCAAAACCUCAUUGGGUGGCAUCCCUCUGUUGGUGCUCGGAAAUAAAAUAGACAAGGCUGGAGCUCUCCCAAAAGAAGCUCUUAUGGAUCAAAUGGAUCUCAAGUCAAUUACAGACAGAGAAGUAUGCUGCUUUAUGAUCUCAUGCAAGAACUCUACAAACAUUGAUGCAGUUAUUGACUGGCUUGUGAAGCACUCCAAGUCAAAGAGCUAAAUAGAAGGAUUAUCCCCCAUCCACAUUCUUGUCUUUAUGUUUAUUAUAAAUUCUUGUUUAUUAGUGAACUCAUUAAACUUUGGCAUUGCUGUGUUGAUAUCCCUUACAUAGAGCUUUAUAGUGGUUGUACAUUAGGUUUUGUUUGUGAAUGAGAGAACUUUUGGUGUGUGUUUCCUCCC
Beta vulgaris subsp. vulgaris (sugar beet) is the source of this 879-nucleotide messenger RNA. RefSeq names its product ADP-ribosylation factor-like protein 8b. The record is from RefSeq and is a predicted model, not a curated record. NCBI's taxonomy places the organism in Eukaryota, Viridiplantae, Streptophyta, Magnoliopsida, Caryophyllales, Amaranthaceae. The transcript has 5 exons. Bases 146 to 700 code for a protein of 184 amino acids. Gene Ontology annotation, biological process: protein transport. Gene Ontology annotation, molecular function: GTPase activity; GTP binding.